Molecule: messenger RNA, 1017 nt
Organism: Fonsecaea monophora
Lineage: Eukaryota; Fungi; Ascomycota; Eurotiomycetes; Chaetothyriales; Herpotrichiellaceae
Exons: 1
Coding region: 1-1017 (338 amino acids)
Source: RefSeq, a predicted model, not a curated record
AUGACAACCCGCUACGCCGAAGCGCACGUCCCAUCCAAGCUUGCCGGGCCGGGCGACUCACGCCCAAUAGCCCUCCAAAUCAUCGCGGACAACCGGCUGGAAAACGCGCUGAGCGACAAGGUCAUGCUGGUGACGGGGACGUCGGCCGGGAUCGGGGUCGAGACGGUGCGGGCGCUCGCGGCCACCGGGGCCAAGGUGUACGCGACGGCGCGGAACCUGGACAAGGCGCGCGCGGCGCUGGGCGACGACUUGCUGCAAAGCGGUCGGGUCGAGCUGCUCUUGCUGGACACGGCGGACUUUGCGAGCGUGCGUCGCUGUGCGGCAGAGUUCCUCGCGCGCGAAACCAAGUUGAACGUGCUGGUCAACAACGCCGGGGUCAUGGCCGUGCCAGAGCGGCAACUCACGCGUGAUGGCCACGAAGUGCAGUUCCAGACCAACCACCUCGGCCAUUUCCUGCUGUUCCAACUCCUGAAGCCCGCGCUGCUCGCGGCGUCGUCCCCGGCAUUCCAGUCGCGGGUCGUCAACGUCUCGUCCAUCGGCCAUCGCCAGUCGCGCAUCGUCUUUGACGACCUCACCCUGUCGGGCCCCGGCGUGUACACCCCUUACAAGGCGUACGGACAAUCCAAGACGGCCAACAUCUACAUGUCCAACGAGAUCGAGCGGCGCUACAACACUCGAGGGAUCCACUCCUGGUCCCUGCACCCGGGCGGGAUCAUCGAAACGGGCCUCGCCUCGCACAUGGACGUGUCCGCCAUCGUCGCCAUCCCCGAAGUGCAGCGCUGCCUCAAAUCCGUCGCGCAGGGCGCGGCCACCACGGUCCUCGCCGCCGUCGACAAGGAACUCGAGGGUACCGGGGGCAAGUUCCUCGACGACUGCGCAGUAAGUCCGCCCUUCCCGGAGGGCGCGACCGAUGUCCUCUGGGCUCCGGGGUAUGCGCCCUGGUGCUAUGACGUCGACGACGCAAAGAGGUUGUGGGAGGUUAGUUGUCAAAUCGUGGGCGUCGAGGAUGAUCAGUAG